Molecule: messenger RNA, 2169 nt
Organism: Hypanus sabinus (Atlantic stingray)
Lineage: Eukaryota; Metazoa; Chordata; Chondrichthyes; Myliobatiformes; Dasyatidae
Product: ropporin-1-like
Exons: 6
Coding region: 102-719 (205 amino acids)
Source: RefSeq, a predicted model, not a curated record
GUAACAUAGUAAUCAGCGUGAUAUUUGGAUUGUUAUAUAUAAGCGUCAUUUAAAUCAACGCCGGUAAAGGGCUUGUCUAGACGUUUACAGGACUGUUAAGGAUGCCUUCUUCGCAGAAAAUUGCACCUCUAACACAACUUCCUGAUAUUCUGAAGCAGUAUACUAAAGACUGCAUCAGGGCUCAGCCUUCAGAUAUCAUUCAGUGGUCUACAGACUACUUUGGCACGAUGUCGAAUGGAGGAUUCCGUGCACAAAAGUCAAAAGAAGAAAAUUCAUCAUCUCUACCUCCAUGCAAACCAACACUAACACCUGGUUUACUAAGGGCCUUACAUGCACAAGUGAAUGGAAGAUUAAUAGUACCAGCAAAAGAAGUCGAGCAAAAAUGGAAUGACCUUGGCCUUCCUGCAGAUACUCUAAGACGCAUAAUGACUGUGGGUGCUUUUGGCGUGGAGAUUGAAUGGAUGAAAUUUUUUGCCUUGUGUUGCAGUACACUUGAUCCUAACAUUACAAAUGCCAUGAGGUAUGCAUUUGAGAUUUUAAGUUCAAAGGAAGAUGGUGGUCGAAUUCCUUACACCACGUUUAGAUUCCUCUACAGUUACCUUGCCAUGAUAGAUGGUGAAAUUCAUCGAUCGCAGAUUGAAAAGAUGCUUAACAACAUUGAACGGCAGGUAGCUGAAAAUGAUGGACUUGUCAAAGUUAGUGAUUUCAUCAGCUGCUGACUGCAUAAGUAAUAAAUCAUCCAGGAACUUCAGAAAAUUGAAGGCUACUGAAUAGAUUGAAUUGAUGUCAUCUUUAGAAGCAACACUUCUUGGUAAUGAAGUACUUCUUCAGUUGUGCUGCUUAAGCUUGCAUACAACAAUAAACCUCUUAACCUAGUGAGGUAAUGCAUUUACUGGAGCUUGUGUCUAUGAGUCUAUAUAUCGUGAUUUUUGAAAAAGCGUUCCAUUUCAAACGCCUGCAUAUUGAAAAUUAUAAACACAAGAAAGUCUCCAGAUACUAGAAAUCGAAAGCAACACACAUAAAAUGCUGAAAGGACUCAGUAAGUCAGGUAGCAUCUAUGGAAAUGGAUAAGCAGUCAUUUUAGGCCGAUACCCUUCUUCAGGACUGGAAAGGAAUUGGAAGAUGGGAGAAUAAAAAGGUGGGGGGGAUGAGAACACUUCUCCUGCAAAUUUGCUGGGAUCAUCUAUUGUGUCCAGUUACCCUGAUAUGGCCUGCUCUACAUUGGUGAGACCAGUUGUAAAUCGGGGGACAAGUUCGUUGAGCUCCUCCACUCCAUCCGCCAAAAAGUGGAACUUUCUGGUGGCCAAACAUUUUAAUUCUGAUUCCCAUUCCUGUUCUGACAUGUCGGUCCAUGGCCUCCUCUUAUACCAAUAUAAGGCCACAUGGUGGGAGGAGCAACACCUUAUAAUACAGUAUGUCUGGACAGCUUCCAACCUGACAUCGGCUGUUUAUGCAUUUCUAUAUUUAUUGAAAAUUAACCUGGAACUGGUUCUGAUAAUUAGUUAUUUUUCACAAGGUACUAUUGACAGCUUUAGACUCAGAGUAGUGGAAUGAACAACUGAAAAGUGCCCUUAUUCUCUCCCCCAAAAAGCUGCUCAGAAAUUGAUCAUUCAACUCAGGGCCAGGAGGCCAGAACACUGUGAACUUCAGUGCCAGGGUCAGUGGGCCUUCUAUUGACUCAUCAUCAGUCCCAUUCUGUAAACUAAUGAGCUGGCUGCAAUUAGCAAUUUGCCUUACUACAGACUGGAAUCUUCUGGUAUUUCUUCAUGGGCCCAUGAGGAAAUGACUAACCAUACUAGAGCCCUCCAAGAGUAGCUUUCUGCUACUUCACCUUCAAUGUAUCCAUAACAGUUGUUCUGACUUAUGGGACCAAAUGCAGAUGCCUACCUUGCUGUAAAGCUCCAUUGUUACAAUGAGUCAUUGAAUCAUGGGCAGCCUUCCAUUUUGUGAACCAUUUCUCCCUCAUGAUGUCCUUUCUAGGGCCUUGAACAAAAACAAUCAGCAGCACUUGGUCCUCAUGCACAAGAAAUAGAUGGGACAAAAAGGGUUGUAGGUUUAUUUUUUACAGUAGCUUUGCUUUUUGAAAACAUUCCUGUUAUUUUGUGCAGUAUUAGAAAUACCUCUGAGAAACUAAUUCUUAACAUUGAUCGAGAAUAAUUUCACGGACUU